GGCGGAAGCGCGGUCCGCACGACCGAGAACUGCGAGCCCAGGGUCGGCUAAGCACUCCCUGUCCUACCGCCGGGCCUGCCCGCCCAUGGCGCUGCAGGCGCUGUACAGCUCGGGCGUGGGCCUGCGUAGGAUCCUGGCUCACUUCCCGGAGGACCUGAGUUUGGCCUUCGCCUACGGUUCCGCGGUGUAUCGCCAGGCAGGACCCAGUGCAUACCAGGAGAAUCCCAUGUUAGACUUAGUGUUCACAGUAGACGACCCUAUUGCCUGGCACGCAAUGAACCUGAAGAAGAAUUGGAGCCACUACUCCCUCCUCAAACUCCUGGGGCCCAGGAUCAUCUCAUCUGUCCAGAAUAAUUACGGUGCCGGAGUCUACUUCAACCCCCUGAUCAUGUGUGAUGGCAAGCUUAUCAAAUACGGGGUUAUCAGCACUGGCACUCUGAUUGAGGACCUCCUGAACUGGAAUAACCUAUAUAUCGCCGGACGCCUCCAAAAGCCGGUGAAGAUUGUAUCAAUGAAUGAGAACAUGGUUCUUAGAGCUGCCCUGGACAAAAAUCUGAAGAGUGCGGUGACCACUGCCUGCCUCAUGCUACCGGAAAGCUUCUCCGAAGAAGACUUAUUCAUAGAGAUCGCUGGGCUCUCCUACUCAGGUGACUUCCGCAUGGUGAUUGGCGAGGAAAAAGCAAAAGUGUUGAACAUCGUGAAGCCCAACGUAGCCCAUUUCCGAGAGCUCUAUGAGAGUAUAUUACAGAAGGACCCCCAGGUGGUGUAUAAGAUGCAGCAAGGCCAGCUGGAGAUAGAUAAAAGCCCAGAAGGACAGUUCACUCAGCUAAUGACACUGCCCAGAACCUUGCAGCAGCAAAUCAAUCACAUCGUGGACCCUCCUGGGAGAAACAGGGACGUGGAAGAGACUUUACUGCAAGUGGCUCAAGACCCCGACUGUGGUGAUGUGGUGCGACUAGCGGUCUCGUCAAUCGUCAGACCUUCCAGCCUCAGGCAGAGCACCAAAGGCCUUUUUACUGCUGGUGUGAAGAAGUCUGUGAUUUAUAGUUCACGGAAACUGAACAAAAUGUGGAAAGGGUGGAUGAAAGAAUCGUCCUGACUUGACUGAUGUUGUGUUAUGUGUAGAUUAUGAAUAAAUGGCUCCAUGCUUUUUCACAGAG
Molecule: messenger RNA, 1160 nt
Organism: Arvicanthis niloticus (Nile rat)
Lineage: Eukaryota; Metazoa; Chordata; Mammalia; Rodentia; Muridae
Gene: Tamm41
Product: TAM41 mitochondrial translocator assembly and maintenance homolog
Biological process (GO): CDP-diacylglycerol biosynthetic process; cardiolipin biosynthetic process
Cellular component (GO): mitochondrion
Molecular function (GO): phosphatidate cytidylyltransferase activity
Source: RefSeq, a predicted model, not a curated record